UUUUGGCAACUUUGACAUUUGACAAGUGAAUUUAUCUCGUAUUCAGUAAAAUUUUCGACUCGUUAAAACACGCAAAAUGGCUUCAAUCCUGCAAAGGGCAGCAACUUUGUAUCUCCAAAAUCAAGCACGUGCUGCAUCACAUGCUGCUACAGCUGGAGGACAUGGGGGUGGCUAUAAGCUGUGGAAGAAGUUGACAUUCUUCGUCGCAUUCCCGGCUGUAGGUCUUGGUAUGCUCAAUGCUUACUUAGCUCAUCAGGAGGAACAUCAUGAGCGCCCACCAUUCAUUGCCUAUGAUUACUUGCGAGUCCGCACCAAGAGAUUCCCAUGGGGUGAUGGCCAGAAGUCACUGUUCCACAAUCCUCAUGUCAACGCUCUGCCCUCUGGCUAUGAGGAUGAGCACUAAAUUUUACCAACCAGCUUUAAUGUUAGACAAUUUAUUUGCUGUUUCAAUGUGCGUGUAGGUUACAAAAUUGUGUACUGUAAGAUAUUAAAGUGAUAAAAUAUUA
Papilio polytes (common Mormon) is the source of this 506-nucleotide messenger RNA. RefSeq names its product cytochrome c oxidase subunit 6A1, mitochondrial-like. Gene Ontology annotation, biological process: mitochondrial electron transport, cytochrome c to oxygen. Gene Ontology annotation, cellular component: mitochondrial inner membrane. The transcript has 3 exons. The record is from RefSeq and is a predicted model, not a curated record. Gene Ontology annotation, molecular function: enzyme regulator activity. Bases 77 to 403 code for a protein of 108 amino acids. Lineage: Eukaryota; Metazoa; Arthropoda; Insecta; Lepidoptera; Papilionidae.